AACGCCUCCCACUGACGGCUCAUAGUUGCCAUGACAACAGCAAACUCUACUGGGUUGCCUCGAAUUGCGCGGUCCAAGAGGUUCUGAAAACGGUAAAAAUUACGGAUAGAAUCCUGACAAGUUAAAGGUUGGGGAAGCUGUCAUGUGUGACCUGCCCAAAGACAAAUCUCAGAGAAGAGACAAGAGGACAGUCAAGACGUCCUCAGAGGGAAGCCAUGGACUCAGGGGUGAAGAAACUACUGGCAGGACUAAGGACUCUUUAAGCACUGCGUCCUGCUUAGAUGAACUAGGGCACCAGGAUGACAACGCUCGGAUGGCCAUAACAAUGGAGAACACCUACCAGCUGGGACCUUACAGACGUUUCCCAGUUCCUGCUGUCACAGAUAUACUGAGGGAUGUACUUACCAGUUACCUCCAAGAGGAGAAAUAUGAAGUAGAAUGGUCUCAAAAAAUGACAAAAACUAUAUGUGAGUUUAAUUCUUUUGAUUUUCCCUCCCAGGUGAUAAAAGCCCGUGUGAAGGACCUCAUGAUUCCACGAUAUAAGAUUGUAGUCCUGGUCCACAUUGGUCAGCUCACUGGGCAGGGCAUGCAAAUCAGCAGCCGCUGUCUGUGGGAUGCAUCUAAUGACACCUUCGCCUCUUACUCCUUCAAGAACAGCUCUCUGUUUGGUGUGGCAACUGUAUAUGCUGUUUACUUUGAGUGAAUCACAUAGGCAUUUGAAUGGACUCUGGUAAGAACACAAGACUCAUUUUAGUCAUGCAUUUCUCACAGGAACAGAUAGACAGAGUUCUUUAUGUUGUACAUUUUCUAAUGUAUAAAUUGAUGAAACGUUUGUAGCCAAAGUUCAUGGUGGUUUUUAUUUUUGCUAGCAUGUAAAAUGAAAUUACAUUAUCUUAAUAAAGUUGUGAAGUCAUUAAACUGAAUAAAUGACAAAUUGAUGAUG
Scatophagus argus is the source of this 943-nucleotide messenger RNA. RefSeq names its product dynein light chain Tctex-type family member 5 (gene dynlt5). Gene Ontology annotation, molecular function: dynein intermediate chain binding. The record is from RefSeq and is a predicted model, not a curated record. Gene Ontology annotation, biological process: microtubule-based movement. The transcript is spliced from 5 exons. Lineage: Eukaryota; Metazoa; Chordata; Actinopteri; Scatophagidae. Gene Ontology annotation, cellular component: cytoplasmic dynein complex; cytoplasm. Bases 143 to 703 code for a protein of 186 amino acids.